This is a messenger RNA of Cryptomeria japonica (Japanese cedar), 2660 nucleotides long. Its product is annotated as phenylalanine ammonia-lyase 2. Lineage: Eukaryota; Viridiplantae; Streptophyta; Pinopsida; Cupressales; Cupressaceae. The coding region runs from base 264 to 2492 and encodes 742 amino acids. The transcript is spliced from 2 exons. Gene Ontology annotation, cellular component: cytoplasm. The record is from RefSeq and is a predicted model, not a curated record. Gene Ontology annotation, biological process: L-phenylalanine catabolic process. Gene Ontology annotation, molecular function: ammonia-lyase activity.
GAGCCCACAGUCAAACGACCCUAAAUUUAUCAUUUAUGUGGCGUUGAAUGCGAGACAGUGCACAGAUUUUAAUUUUGCCGGUAUCCCUCUUCCACGUUCCGCUGAAGAGAGGCACAGUUCGCAAUCAAGAUCUUCACCAACCCAUUGUGACUCACAUUGAAUUUAAUAGUUCCGAGGCCGCUUUCUCAAUAAUUAGUAUAAACCCGAGGUGUAAUAUGCUGAAGACUGGUGUAAUGUACUGAGGUCUGUUGCUGAGUACUCUAAUGGCGGAAUUUGCAGCAGCAAGGUGUGAUGAUGCUCUAAACUGGUCGAAAGCCGCAGAUUUGCUGAGAGACAGCCAUGUGAAGGAAGUGAAAAGCAUGGUGGAAGAGUUCCGUAGCAUCAAGACUGUGUUUUUGGGAGGAUCGACGCUGAACAUAGCCCAAGUUGCUGCAAUCGCUCGCAGCCCCCAGGUGAAGGUUGUGCUCGAUGAGAACAUUGCCAAGAACAGAGUCGAUGAAAGCUCGAAUUGGGUCAUCAAUAAUAUUAGCAAAGGCACCGAUACUUAUGGAGUAACGACUGGAUUUGGGGCUACUUCGCACCGCAGAACGGAUCAGACUUUCGAAUUGCAGAAAGAAUUGAUCCGUUUUUUGAAUGCUGGAGUGUUAGGAGACGGAGUAAAUUGCUUGUCUAGCUCUGUUACUAGGGCUGCCAUGCUGGUAAGGACGAAUACUCUGAUGCAGGGCUACUCUGGUAUCAGGUGGGAGAUUCUGGAUGCUCUGCAGAAGUUAAUGAAUGCCCACAUUAUGCCUAAGCUGCCUCUGCGGGGUACUAUUACGGCAUCUGGAGAUUUGGUGCCCCUGUCCUACAUUGCAGGGCUGCUUACUGGGAGGUCUAAUUCUGUUGCUGUUGCGGAAGAUGGGACUGAGAUGAGUGCUGAGGAGGGUUUAAGAUUGGCUGGGGUUUCUAGCCCCUUUCAGCUCUAUCCCAAGGAAGGGCUCGCCCUUGUCAAUGGAACUGCAGUCGGUGCCGCAGUUGCGUGCACUGCUUGUUAUGAUGCUAAUGUGUUGGUUGUUUUUGCAGAGGUUGCGUCUGCUAUGUUUUGCGAGGUGAUGCAGGGAAAACCAGAGUUCACGGAUCCAUUGACUCACAGGUUGAAACACCAUCCAGGCCAAAUGGAAGCCGCAGCAGUGAUGGAGUGGCUGCUGGAGGGGAGCUCCUACAUGAAAUCCGCAGCCAAGAUGCACGAGACAGACCCAUUAAAGAAGCCCAAGCAGGACCGGUACGCUCUGCGGACCUCCCCACAGUGGCUGGGCCCCCAAAUCGAAGUCAUCCGCAUGGCCACACAGGCAAUAACCAGAGAAAUCAAUUCUGUCAAUGACAAUCCCCUCAUAGAUGUUGCAAGAGACAAAGCCCUGCACGGCGGCAACUUUCAGGGCACCCCAAUCGGUGUCUCCAUGGACAAUCUUCGCCUGGCGGUGGCCGCCAUUGCCAAGCUCAUGUUCGCCCAAUUCUCAGAGCUGGUAAACGAUUACUACAACAAUGGCCUGCCGUCCAAUCUUUCCGGUGGCGAGAACCCUAGCCUGGACUACGGCCUCAAGGGCGCAGAGAUCGCCAUGGCCUCCUAUACUUCCGAAAUACAGUACCUUGCAAACCCUGUAACAAACCAUGUCCAGAGCGCAGAGCAGCACAACCAGGAUGUAAACUCCCUGGGCCUGGUCUCUGCCAGAAAGACCACAGAAGCAAUCGAAAUUCUCAAGCUCAUGGUAUCCACAUACCUGAUUGCUCUGUGCCAGGCCGUCGAUCUUCGCCAUUUAGAAGAAAACUUCCAUGGCGGCAUAAAACAGGGAGUUUGCCAGGCAGCCAGGAAAACCCUAUAUUCAACAACAGAGGGUCUGUUAUUACCCACCAGGUUCUGUGAAAAGGAGCUCCUGCAGGUCGUUGACAGGCUCCCUGUUUUCACCUACAUAGAUGACCCUGCUGGACCGUCUUCACCAUUGAUGCAACAACUUCGCCAGGUGCUUGUUGAGCAGGCCCUAAAAUCACCAGACGAAACGAGUGCUUUCUGUAUAGUUAAUAUAAUCUCUCAGUUUGAACAAGAGCUCAGCACAAAACUCACCGUUGAGGUUCCCCUAAUUCGCCAGAACUUCGAAGCAGGGCAAUUCGAAGCUGCUAACCAAAUUCAGAGCUGCAGAACCUAUCCUCUGUAUAAAUUUGUGCGAGAGGAGCUCGAAACAAGUUUGUUGUGCGGGCCAACAGGGGGAACUCCUGGGGAGGAUAUUGAAAAGGUUUUUGUGGCCAUUGGAGAAGGGAAGCUAGAGAAAUGUGUGAUGCAGUGCUUGGAUGGAUGGAAUGAAUCGCCUGGCCCUUUUGUUCAGCUCAAGAAGCGUAACCCUGUUUGUGAAGUAGUGAAAUCUGGCCAUGCCUGCGGGUGGAGCUGGGCUCACCAGAUUGGAGGGCAGCUUCAGCAAGUAAAUGGAGGGAAGGGCUACUGGCUUCUCUCUAUCAUUUGAUUUGUCUGGUUUCUCAUCAUAUCUCUGUAUUUGUUCGUUGCACUAGUUUCAGCACCGUCUUCUAUACUACAAGUACAAAGUAUUUGAAAUGUUUGUUUGCUAUGUAACAGUUGAAUCGGGUGUUCAAAUCCAUACGUGGAAGCUAAUAAAGGGUUUUUAUGUUUUUAA